CAAGCUAACUCGAUUAUUCCAUUCAAUCCUGCAUACCACAGCUUCCUCACAGGUCGAGUAUAACACCUUCUCGGUACUGAACGCUCGGGCAGAGAGAAUCCCUGCAGUUGUCUGCUGCAGCAUUACCUAUAAAUCAACAUCUUUUGUACAUCAGCAAUCUUAUAAUCGGACAGUAUAACUUGAACACGCUGAAGUAAAUUGCCCAAGAUGAUGUGUAUCAAGCAUAUGUUGGUAUAUGUUCUUGUAUUCCCCCUAUCUGCAUCACCUCCUAUAUUCCUUGCAUGUCUUGGUAUAGCAGUACUGCUUCGUAUCAAGCCUUGUGGAUACUGUCUUACUUUGGCUACGAUCCUCUUCCUCUCCUCAUCGCCCAACUCGCCCUUCCUCAAACAUUCUUCUCCGUCAUUGCAGAGCAACCAAAUCCAACCACUUUCUUCCCUCCCUCUAGACGCCCCAGUCCCAAAUCGAACAUGGCUCACCCUCAACGCGGGCCAGAUCUGGGAUCCCUGUCUCGUCGGUUACAGAGAAAUGAGCAAGGCUUUAGAGAUGGAAAGGAAUACUACCUCUGUAGCUGGGCACGGUGGAAGACAGGGGAGGAGGUUGGGUGGGAUAUGGCAGGAAGGAUCUCGAGCUGUGAAGGAGUAUGUGCUUGCCGUUCGCGAAGGUCUGCGGAAGGGACAGCGGCCGGCGUUGGUGGAGAAGGUUUAUCAACCUAAAAAAACUCUGGUGCGACUUGUUUCCAGACGGGAAGGAUUAGUGGAAAAGAGCGAGGAAAGGAGGUAUCUGCCAGCAUUUUAUGUGGACUGGAGGUACAAGGGAAUUGGAUUUGUGCUUGAUUUCGGGUUGAAACGUUCGGAAGAAGGGUUGAAAUGGGAGAUUGAAGAGAUGCUGGGCAGAGCGUGGGAUAGGGAGGAGCUCAAGUCAAUGGAGAAGAAGAACGAUUGGGGAGGAGUCAGUGGAGAAACGGUAGAUGCGAUUGAGAGGAGUUCAACACAAGCGGAGGAGACGGUGGUUGCGUCGGAGAAGGUGGAAGCGGAGACUAAGCAAAGUCGCUGGCGCAAGAUCCCUCUUGUUGGCAGUUGGUAGGAUUAGCCUGGUGCAGAUAGAGGACGAAUAGAUAGAUUGACAUCCAUCAUUAUUUCUGCAUCAUGAUGUUGUACUGUGGG
Messenger RNA from Cryptococcus deneoformans JEC21, 1163 nucleotides. RefSeq lists its product as hypothetical. Lineage: Eukaryota; Fungi; Basidiomycota; Tremellomycetes; Tremellales; Cryptococcaceae. The coding region runs from base 208 to 1083 and encodes 291 amino acids. The transcript has 3 exons. The record is from RefSeq and is a predicted model, not a curated record.